AGCCGCCGCCGCCGCUGCCGCCGCCGCCGCCGCCGAAGCCGCAGCCGCAGCCAACAUGGCGGACCUGGAGGCCGUGCUGGCCGACGUGAGCUACCUGAUGGCCAUGGAGAAGAGCAAGGCCACGCCGGCGGCGCGCGCCAGCAAGAAAAUCGUGCUGCCCGAGCCCAGUAUCCGGAAUUUAAUGCAGAAGUAUCUUAAUGAAAGAGGUGAAUUAACAUUUGACAAGAUUUUCAAUCAGAAAAUUGGUUUUUUGCUUUUUAAAGAUUUUUGUUUAAAUGAAAUUGAUGAAGCUGUCCCUCAGGUGAAGUUUUAUGAAGAGAUCAAAGAAUACGAAAAGCUUGAUUCUGAAGAAGAACGUCUCCGAAGGAGUCGGCAAAUUUAUGACACGUUCAUAAUGAAGGAGCUUCUGUCUUCUUCCCAUGUAUUCUCAAAGCAAGCUGUAGACCAUGUACAAACUCAUCUAGCCAAGAAAAAAGUGCCCUCAAACCUUUUUCAGCCAUACAUAGAAGAAAUUUGCGAUAGUCUUCGGGGCAACAUAUUUCAAAAAUAUAUUGAAAGUGACAAGUUCACUAGAUAUUGUCAGUGGAAAAAUGUAGAGCUAAAUAUCCAUUUGACCAUGAAUGAUUUCAGUGUACAUAGGAUUAUCGGCCGAGGAGGAUUUGGUGAAGUAUAUGGUUGCAGAAAAGCUGACACUGGAAAAAUGUACGCAAUGAAAUGCUUAGAUAAAAAGAGGAUCAAGAUGAAACAAGGAGAAACCUUGGCUUUAAACGAGAGGAUCAUGUUGUCUCUUGUCAGCACGGGGGACUGCCCUUUCAUUGUGUGCAUGACCUAUGCCUUCCACACCCCCGACAAGCUGUGCUUCAUCCUGGACCUGAUGAAUGGGGGAGACUUGCACUAUCACCUCUCACAGCAUGGGGUGUUUUCGGAGAAGGAAAUGAAGUUCUAUGCUGCCGAAAUCAUCCUGGGCUUAGAGCACAUGCACAACCGUUUUGUGGUUUACAGAGAUUUGAAGCCUGCAAAUAUCCUUUUGGAUGAAUACGGACACGUGAGGAUAUCAGAUCUUGGGCUUGCCUGCGAUUUUUCCAAAAAGAAACCGCAUGCUAGUGUGCCCCCAGGCUGUGUCCCAGCUCGAGAAUGGCCACCCCCCCAGAGCUCGCCGGUUCUGUCACCGCUAGUGCUCGGCUCGGUUGUGAUGGGCCUCGGGGAGGGGCCCUGUGCUCACCAAUCCGGGACCUCCUCAGCACCAGCGGGUGCAGCGUCGCUCUGCAGAGAGAGCCCACCUGGCAUUCGUGGUGUGGGAAAAACACUAGGUCCGGUGGCACUUUCUCUGCCUUCGAGAGGGAUGGCACAAAUGCGGAGAAUCCCAGGGCCCUGGGCCUCUCCUGGCGUUCACUUCCACUUUCCUGCCACCCACGAGCUCCUCCUGGGGAGCGGGCACGGGCUCUCUGCUCGAAGUCAGUUCAAGGAGGAGGCUGAAGCUGGGGAGGGCAAGGUUGGAGACAAGUCUCGGGCCCAGCACUCUGCCAUUGCCCCACACUGCCUGGCCUUCGCACUCUGGAGACCAGCCCCCAUUUCUGAUCAGAUUCGCCAGCCCCUGCCGGCUUGCCCCGUGGCUGCUCCUUGCGUCUCAGCAGACUGUGGAGACCCCGCCCCGAAGGGGAGCCGUGGCCCCCACCCAAGCAGGAGAGAUGGGCCUGGUCCCUCCCCUUGCAUUGCCAAUGUGACACUUCCCCGGAAGCCUGUUAUUGUGAGACGCUUCUGGGUGAUCACGGAGCUGGGCGGUGGCCGCUCGAGUCCUUAUGUCGCAGAUCUGGCAAAGGAGGGCCCGGAAUUUCACGGGCUCCAGGCAGCACCGCUCCGAGGGGGCCCCAGGCCCAGGCCUCCGGCCACAUCCCAGGAGCCUCUGCCCGGGCUGGCCAGAGGGGAUGGUUUCUCGGCCCUGGCCAAGGAGCGGCGACCCGACACCGAGCCACCUGCUGCCCUGGAGCGUGGGGGCCGCCCCCCCGCCUGUGCCUCGGCUCUCCUGGGGGCUUCUCUUUUCCACGGUUCUGGCGCUUUAUUCUGGCGAGUGCAUGGACACCCUGAGCAUGUGGGGAGCAGCAGACCCAGUGAAGAAGGGCCUGAGCAGGUUCAUGAAACCCUCUUUGGGGCUUGUAAAGCCCAUCCCACUCUGGUCUCUUCCUACUUCCUAGUCUUCAUGCCCCCCGUGGGCGCUAGGAGGAAACUGAGGCAGGCCGAGGAGAAGUGCCUUGCCCCGGUCCCACAGCAGAGUCUCCUUUAUCCCCACAGCCACAGCCCUUUCCGACAGCACAAAACCAAAGACAAGCACGAGAUCGAUCGGAUGACGCUCACAGUGAAUGUGGAGCUUCCAGAUGCAUUUUCUCCUGAAUUAAAAUCCCUUUUGGAAGGAUUGCUGCAAAGAGAUGUUAGCCAGCGGCUUGGCUGCCUGGGAAAUGGUGCAGAGGAAGUCAAAAGCCACAUAUUUUUCAAAGGAGUCGACUGGCAGCACGUCUACUUGCAGAAGUAUCCUCCACCACUGAUCCCUCCCCGGGGUGAAGUAAACGCCGCAGAUGCUUUUGAUAUUGGCUCAUUUGAUGAAGAGGACACCAAAGGCAUUAAGCUGCUGGACUGUGAUCAGGAACUGUACAAGAACUUCCCUCUGGUGAUAUCGGAGCGCUGGCAGCAGGAGGUGGCCGAGACCGUGUACGAGGCCGUGAACGCGGACACCGACAAGAUGGAGGCCAGGAAGCGGGCCAAAAACAAGCAGCUGGGCCACGAGGAAGAUUAUGCUUUAGGCAAAGACUGUACGUUACAUGGAUACAUGUUGAAGCUGGGAAAUCCAUUCUUGACGCAGUGGCAACGACGUUACUUUUACCUCUUUCCAAACAGACUUGAGUGGAGGGGGGAGGGAGAAUCACGGCAAAACUUAGUUACAAUGGAUCAGAUUGUCUCAGUGGAAGAAACUCAGAUUAAAGACAAAAAAUGCAUUUUGCUGAGGAUAAAAGGAGGAAAACAGUUGGUCCUACAGUGUGAGAGUGACCCCGAAUAUGUUCAAUGGAAAAAAGAAUUGAUAGAAACCUUUACCGAGGCUCAGAGGUUACUACGGCGGGCUCCAAAGUUCCUCAACAAACCCCGACCGACUGUCGUUGAGCUUUCGAAGCCUCCGCUCAGCCACAGAAAUAGCAAUGGCCUUUAAGGAGAGACUGUCACUCCCUCCCCUUAAAGCGCGCCACGAAGUACUGUGUCCCCACCCCCACGCAGGGCGCGUGUGGCAGAGGAGGACGCGGAGGGGGAGUUUGGGCACAGGCUGGUCGGCCUGGACGCGGCGGCCGGGCCGGAGACGGUGGCGGAGGAAGUCUGAGUGAGGGGAGCCAGGGGCUGGCGCACAGCGGCUGCUUCUGCUCUCCCGGCGCUGGCGGGAGCCGCCCCACUUUAAACUACUGAAGAAAGGAAGAUUGUUUUCUUUGCUACUCACUUUAUCGUGGUCUGUGCUGAGCCCGGAACGUGGAGCGCUUCGCCCUUCGGCGUGGACCUUCUCGGAAGGAGCUGGGGACCGCCGGUGGGGAAGGGCAGGCUGCCUUUCGUGUCCGGGUCCGUCGCCUUCCCUCGGUGCCCCCGGCACAGGCGGCCGACGCGUGACUCCCGGGUGCCCCGCAGAUGCCGCCGCCUUUCUGUCCCGGGCUUACAAGUUGUAGAUUCUUUGAAAACUUGCAGACUUCGAUCCGUCUCCUUGUUUGUCGUACUCACACGUAAUCGCUGCCACUGUUGUCCUUGUGACUUGGGGAUCUUGCGGUCGCCGUUGAGGAAGGGGACUAGAGGAACAGAAUCUAGAAUUCUGUUGUUGUAUCAGCGAUUCGUAGAUUUUAAGAGUGGUUGUUCAUGAACUCGAAGGCAUUUCUUUUCAAUUUCAGGGCAAAUUGCACUUUUAAAAACCUUUGAACCCAUUACACUCCAGUGGACGUGCUGAGGGAGAGCCUGGGUGGGGGGCUUUGGUACGUAUUCUUCAAAGUAGUUCUUCAGCUGUCCUUUUGACAGCUGGAGUUUUCUGUGUUUAAAAAAUGAGUGACCUACCGGCGCAGUGAUUCUAGUUCUUCGUUCUGGCUGGUCCCUGUGUACAGGAGAGAUGACUUCAUGUGAUGAAGAAGAAAUCAUGUUGCUCUGUUUGCAUUUUUUGUAGAAUUAGACACAAUUUUUUAUGAACGGGUGUUAAAAUUAUGAAAAGUGAGUGUCGCAAGUGGGUUUUUAAACAAUCUAUACAUACAUACACGCUUACAUACAGACAGGCAGAGCAGACACGCACACAUCUGCUUUCUUUGCCUAAUGCUUCUUCAUGUGUCCUAAGCAGAUGAGUUCUGCCCAGCAGGCUGUCACAGCCCGUUAGCAACGUCACAGCUCCCAGGGCUGAGCCAAUUCAGGAAUCUUCCUCCCGGUCACCCGUGGCUUAUUUCCCCUCUGUUCUGAGAUGCCCCUUCCGCGUCCCUUCCGUGCCCAAAGGGGCUCUCCCUUCUCAGAACUUUUUUUCUUUCUAGCAAAGUGCCAAGUGCCAACAGACUCAAGAAAUGGUUUCGAAGGUGACUUUUUUGUGUGUGUGCCAUUGUAUCGUGCCUGUGGAAAAUAAGUAACAGUUUGACUAUCCUGACUCUCCAUUCUGCCUUCCCUGCCAUCUGUCCUCCAGGUCUGCAGAGGUGCCGGGCAUUUAUUUUUAAAUCUGAGCAUUGCGGGAACUGCAAAAGGAAGUCCCUUUCAUGCAUUGACAAUGCAGGGGCAUGGGGGAUGGCUCUCUUUAGGAGCCACCAAUAAAUUAUUUCAGUAAAUCUCCUGCAGAGAGAUCACCCCACCCACCUCCUCCUGCUGCUGCCGCUUCCUGUAGUAGCAGGGUCUAAAUUGGCUUGGAAGCUCAAUCCUAGAGUCUAAUGUUUAUUGAAAACGUCCUCCCAUUAUUAAAGGAACCAUGUUUAUCUCAGACGACAGAAUCCUAAGCAAUAUCCUUAGUUUUUAGAAAGCGACAUGCUCCCAAAUAGUUUCAUGGAGAUUCCAGUUAGCUGCGAGCUCCCUCAUUGUAAGGCAGUCUCCAAGUAGUUGAGCGCAGUGCAGACAGUGGCAUUAAAGGCAGUGAAUCCCACCCUGGCUCAAGGAAGUAGGACAGUUGCCUUAGAGACUGAGACUCCGCUGGGUUCUCUUGGGGCCGGUCCUUGGCAAUACAUCGGGGCCAAGAGGCCUUGCUCUCCCAGUGGGUCCCCAGAAGUCAGCAGAAAGCGCUUCCCAUCCUGGCUGAGGGGUCACCCCCUGCUCUCAAAGGGAUUGAGAAAAAACCCACAUUCGGAGGUCAAAAGUGGCCAGAAGCCGCCACUGGCUCGGAUGGGAAAUCCCUAAAUUCACACGCGGGUUCUAAAAACAUGACCGAAAGGAAUGAGCAGUAAGUGAAAGGAUUGGGAAUACAUGAUGAGUCACACUGAAGUCUCACCUGGCUCUUCUUGCUCUUGGAAACCAGCAGGUCAGGUCCGGUAUAUUUGUAGGAUGUAAAUCUGUCGGGAUCUGUCGGCAACUUUCACACGAGGAAAGGAGGCCCAGGGGGAGGAAAGGAUUUGUCGGGCUCCAGGAAGGAGUCAGCGGUUGAGUAUUUUCUCUCAAAUUUCUGCUCAUUUCCCAUUAAGAUGGAAUAGGGGAUUUCCAGAAUCAGAAUAGGAAUGAUUGUGCUUAUUGUGCUCCUCGAUGCCCAGGGUGCUAGACAGUGUCCAUUUUUACUUUUCUACCAUAAAUGGAAUUGUGAUCGAGCUACAAAAUGCCUUGCUAUUUGUCGCUUCCCUUCACAUGUUUAGGAUUAAAAUUCAGUAAGUCUGUGAAGAUAACCUAAAAACGUAAGGAACAUAUUUGCAGCAUUUAAAAAUAUUUGACCAAGUACUUCUUUAUUUGAUAUUCAAAGGAAUAUUUAAAGAUGUCUGAAAAAAUCUAGAGAUUGUUUUCAUAGUUGAUAUAUGAUAAUUUAUGAACUUUAUUUUUUUAUCAUUGCAUUGUUCUUGAUGUAAAUUUUGUUGAUCCAAAAUGUCUGUGUUAAGAUUUUAAACAUUUAUUCACUCAUUUCACACUGUAGAAUUGGGGGCUGCAUUUGAUUUAGUGCUUCAGAAUAACACUGGCUCAGGAAUCAGAAGCCUUGGCUUCCAGUUCCAUCCCUGACGCUUCCUCCUCUGUCAGCUUGGGCAAGUCAUUUUGUCAUUUCUCACCUGUGUGUGCCUCAGUUUCCUCAUCUGUGAUCUGAGGGGAUUGGAUUAGAUGGCUUCCAAGGGCCUUUCUAGCUCUGGAUCUGUGUCCUAGAAUAAUUAUGUCUGACGUGAUGAUGGUUUUUGGCUGAAUUUGCAGAAAUGGGCCAAUUGCCGUGAGAUUACAAGGAAAGUAUGUAACAUAGAUGUGAUCUCCAUCGUAGUGACACACUCUGCAGGUAUUGGAAUCUCAGUGAUUGAGGGGGGAAGAGCAAGCAAAAUUUUAUCCCCGUUCAGGUCAGGGUGGCAGCUCAGUUUCAGUUUGAGAUGCGUGGACCACACUUGGAGAGGCCCUAACCAGGCCCCUGUCAAAUGUGCCUUAGACAAGGUUUGGACACGUCCUCUUGAGCGUGACUCUGCCGGAGGGGUUCAAGCCUUCACUGUAAGAGACACAGAACACUGCAUUGGGUGCCAUGGAAAAGGGGAUUUUGGGGGAUUGCCAAAUAAGCACACGUUGUUAUCAGAGUCAUGUGGAACGGAGCCCUCCGGCCCAGGCUGCUGCUCUGGGCUCCAUGUGGCCCAAGCCAUUGAGCUCCAUGUUGGCAGUGGGUAAUGGGACUCACAGUGUGUGAGUGUGUGUGUGUGUCCAUACUAAUUCCCCUCCUCUCUGAAGGGCUGAUUAUACCAGACCUGCCUGUCUCUUAGAAUGGAUUGUUUCUAACAUACGUCACCAUUUUCGUGUAUCGGAUAGAAGAAAACAAAAGUCUCCAAGUUGAGCUUUGUCAUGAAGACACCGUGUAAAUCUGUAUAUACAUUGAUCAUGUGCAGAGUGUAAGAUGAGCCAUGUCUGUGUUUGUGACGAUCUGCGGCUCGUCGCCGUUACGUUCAGGGAACUGCGUUCUGGAUGCUCCCGUGCUGCUCUCAGUGACAACGCCUGGCUUCCCGCUCCCUGCCCUGCAUGUGGGACCAACCUGGUUGUUCCCAGGGAGGCUCUGCCACUCUCUUAGAAUAAUUCAGGGGUGGGGGCAGGAGAGGAAUCUUUAUAGAAAUGGGGGCGAGGAAGAGAUUUCAUUUAGAAAUAAAACAGGCCCCUUUGCCUCAAAGCACAAAAAUAAAUAUUUGAAAAUAACGGGUUUUUCUCUCCCUUUGGCUUUUUGUAAAAUAUAAGUGAGCGAUAAUGUCUGUGUCCUAAUGUUUUUUUUUUUUAAUAAUGUGACCUUGUGAGUUCAAUGGGAAUCUGUGUGUGUGCGUGAGUGAGAAAGCGAGAGUGACCGAGAGCAAGAGCGAGAGCGAGAGAGAACGAACACAUCAGCUUAGGUCUGUAGGCCUCUACUCUGCUGUAUGGCUUGGAUUAAGUCGGGUUCAGGAGCUUAUCAUCAGAGUCUCCACACACAGGGAAAGCAAAUGUAUAAAUUCUUGAAACUGGCUUUCUUUUUCUUGAAUAAGAUACGGUAUUUCAGUAAAUUCCCUAAAAAUAGAGGGGAAAAUUUUGUAGUUGUCAAUGUGUGUUUAGAGCAAGUCAGUGCUGACAUUAUUGCCUCAUUAAACUAAUUUGGAAAUCAUGUCAGAGCAUAGCACCAUCUCUAAUUUGUUGCCUCGUUUUUAAAUGCACUUUUUAAAAGAUCUGCAUCAGAUUACUUCAAAGACAGCUACGUAAAGGAGAAAUUUGAAGCAUUUGAGUAUUAGCUUUAAAUAGUUCCAGCCCAGAUAUUUAAUAGAAUUAACCAAAUUACAGAUUUCCACUGUGUUGUGUAAACAACUGACAAAAAGUUUUAGGGCAGAAAAUAUAGUGGAUAUGCCAGCUUCGUUAUAUUUGAGUUACUUUUUGCUUACUAGCACAAUUUCUUUCCUAUAACAUUCUCAGUGCAAAAGCUUUUGUUCUUUUUUGAUGCAGUUGGCAAGAUAAUCAAGGGAGAUUUCCUAGUGAUUAUGAUCUAGUGCCCCCUACAGCACGUACACACACACAAAUGGACAAUUUUUCACUGUACUCAAAUAAUUCCUAUUUGCUCUAGUAACUGUCAAUGGCAAAAUGUUAAAAUUUCAAAUUUAAAAAAAUAAUUGUUUGUGUUAAUAGAAUAUCCCCAUUUCUGUUUUGGCCUAAAUUGUAAUCCUGGCUCUACUAGUGAUUUGUUACCUGUGUGACCUUGGAAAACCCAUUGUACCUUCAGAGGCCUUCGUUUUAUCAUCUAUAAAUUGGGGAGAUUAGAUGAAAUGAUCUCUGAGGUCCCUCCUGGGUUCUGAUCCCUUGACCUAUUGUCUCUAAGAGCUGACUUUUUUUUACAUCCAUCGCCUUAUUGGACAGAUGAGGAAAAGGACUUUUCCUAAACUCUCCUAAGUGGAGAGGCAGCUGUUGAAUGGACUCUGCUUCCAGGUAGGAGGAUUUCCCCUGAUGCUCCUGGACUCAUUCUGCCGCAUCCCCUGCUGGGAAAAGGUCUUUUCAAAUGUGCAUUCAAAGCAGAAAGAACUUGAACUUUUCUUUAUGAUUCCUUAGUUGAAUAUAUUCCAUGAUAUACCAUCAAGGACAGGCUAAACCCUGGCCACUUAAAAUAACAGUGCUAAAUUGAAUCCCCCUCUUUGCUCUUUUAAAUUAAUCAUCAUCCAGGGCAGUAGAUAGAGCACCAGCCCUGAAGUCAGGAGGACCUGAGUUCAAAUGUGACCUCAGACACUUAACACUUCCUAGCUGUGUGUCCUUGGGCAAGUUACUUAACCCCAAUUGCCCAAGCAAAAUAAAUAAUAAAUAAACUAAUCAUCAUCCACUCAGCUUUAUUUUGGUAAUGUAAAGAUUGCUCAACUAUGUAGGUAUUAGAUAAGAUUUCUAUUUUAACAACAAAAAAAUUUAUAUUAUUUAUUAAAUCCAUGCAUUUCAUUAAUUUCUAAAACAUUCCGUAUUAUUCUUGCUGCUUUUUUUUUUUUUUAAUCUGUAUAGUUUGGUAUUUAAAGAGAUAACAGUUCUUUUCACAUAGGAGAAAUGUCUUUUUAAAAAAAUGGAGUUAAAUGAAUUUUUUAAAACUAUGUUCAGCUUACCCAUUCCCUGAAAUUCAGAAGGUUUCUUUUUUUUGUAACUAAAAAAUUAGCUCAUUUUAACGUGAGUAGAGUUUUAUGCAGCAGCGUGACGGCCGAUCGCCAAGGAAUAGAUUACAAAGCCUAAUUCUUUUUGCCUGUAAAACAUACCUGCCUUUUGGUGUCUCACUGAAGAGUUUGCCAUGAAAUACUGCUUUAAUCUACCUCUUUCAAAAGAAGCUUCAUUCUGGUUGACAAAUUCCAAUCUGGCUAUGAUAGAACGAAUUAAUGGAGCACGUUUUCGGUUCUUUUCUUACUCUUAGUUGUUUCCUAUGUGAUUUAGAUUUUUUUUUCCUUAAGUCUAUUGAAUUUUGGGGGAAUUCUAUGACUGAUGGAGACUCGGAGCCUCCUAUAUAUGAGAUCUUUCAGGAUCUAUGUUAUUGCUGCUGUUUCUGCUGAGUGUUCUGUUUUUUUUUUUAGGCCAGGAGACCCAUCUCUGAUUAGAGCUGACCUGGUCUCGGUGAAAAAUGUUGAUCAAAUAUGAGAUCAGACUAUAGCUGUAAUGGAGUAGCAUUUAUUUAUGAGAGCUAAGUAUUAAGUGCAACUUGUAGGGGGUGGUGUGUGCCUUGAAUUUGAAUGGAAUCAUUCCCCUGGCCACUUCAAAUUAGUUUGGAACAUGAUAUUAGAGAGAUAACCCAUGUGUAUUGUGGGUUAUCGCUGAAGUCCUGGUGGGGAAAAAAAUGGGAAAAAAACAAAAACCAAUAAUGAAGUUGUUAAUUUUUUAAAGAGCAGUUUCUACACAGUCUAAUAUUAUUUAGUUACAUGUUCUCUUCUGCAAAUUUUGGAAAUUUAGGAGCAUUUUAGUAGAAUCAAUUAUGAAAACUUCUAAAAGGACCUUGAUUUUUGAUUGGGAGAGUUAACCUAAAAGGCCAGUAUUCCUGUAAAUAACCCAAGCUGUCAUACCUAGGAAGCAUCCUUGUCUGUUCUCUUCUGAACUUUGGCCCUUUCCUAUUUAUUGUGCAAAUCAAGUUUGUUUUUUUUUUAAUUUCUUGGUAUACCGCCUAAGAAGUGCACGAUUUAAGUCUUUUCUUCCUUGGAAACUGUUCCCCACUUAUGGUAACCAUCAGCACUGUUCGGGACGUGCCAUACUUGGUCAAUACUGUUGUCUCCGAGAGCUAUUUUGGAGCAAGCUAAGUUGGUUAUUCUUUUCUGUGUUGGUCAAUUGCUUAUAUAAAAAAACAUCCCAAUAAAAGAACCUGCCAAUGUA
Messenger RNA from Sarcophilus harrisii (Tasmanian devil), 10464 nucleotides. It is a transcript of the gene GRK3, whose product is annotated as G protein-coupled receptor kinase 3. NCBI's taxonomy places the organism in Eukaryota, Metazoa, Chordata, Mammalia, Dasyuromorphia, Dasyuridae. The record is from RefSeq and is a predicted model, not a curated record. Gene Ontology annotation, biological process: protein phosphorylation; G protein-coupled receptor signaling pathway; regulation of signal transduction. The transcript is spliced from 28 exons. Bases 56 to 3196 code for a protein of 1046 amino acids. Gene Ontology annotation, molecular function: G protein-coupled receptor kinase activity; ATP binding; G protein-coupled receptor binding.